AUUUCUCCACAUUGUUAUUUAUACAAGAUGUAGAACUUUUUCAGAUAGACCUUUUCACCUCUACCUCUCUUUUCAAGCACUCACUCUUUUAAAAACGCUCAUUCUAUUCUAAUUCUCAUCAUUCGUUUAAAAAAUUUCUUAAUCCCUCAAAAUGAGAGUUUUAAUCGUUCUUUCUGCCUUGACAGGCUUAAGUCAGGCUACUGCGGUCGUUCCUCGACAGUCUAUCAGUCCAUCAGAAGUGAUCCUUACAUCCACUUCCGUCAGCACAGUCACAAACACCAUUAUCACUGCUUAUCCAGUCAUCACUACAGCAACAACUUGUAGCGUAGGAACCACAAUCCCUAUCGAAACUGGCUGUACCCCAGGUGCUGUUUUUUCCUUGCCAGGAGGGAAUUACUAUUCACAAGCAUGCUCCGUAUCUCUAUCUGGCGGGACUAUCAUCCGUGCCUACGUAGAGCCUGCUGGACAAGCGGCUAAGAGUGUGUGUGCAUCAUUCUGCAAUGUUCUCAACAAUCUCAAAACAGCCGCCAGUUCAUGUAACGGAAUAGUUUACACAACUAUCGGUGCUCUUAACCAAUGUUUUUUGAAAAAUGGACCUGUUACUGCUGUAUCAGCUGAAGCAAGCGUAUUUGCUGUUCAACAAUUUACAGAAAAUCCUUGUAUUGCCACGAUCACUGCUUCGACAACCGAUACUUCAUAUCAGACGGUUACAUCUACAUAUGAAAUCGUUUAUACUUCAACUAUAACUCCAUCCGCUGCUGCUACAACUUCUAUCGUCACUCCAUCAGCUGCCGCGACUACUAGUUCAUUUGAAAUUCCAUCAGCCGCCACAAGCAGUUCAUCUGAGACUCCAUCCGCAGCCGCCACAACUUCAACUACAACCACAAGCUCCUCAGAUAUUCCAUCCGCAGCUUCAAGUUCUUCUGUAUCUUCUAUUCCAACUUUAAUUUCGAACUCGACCUUGAUUUCGAAUUCGACUUCGACUUCGACUUUUUCUCCAUCUUCUCCAUCUUCAACUUCUAUCCCAACUCUAAUUUCCAACUCGACUUUGAUUUCCAAUUCGACUUCGGCUUCAACUCCAUCUUCAUCUUCAUCCUCAACUCCGAUUUUGACUUUAACUUCAACGUCUACUAGUUCCGCAGCUGCUGCUUCUUCGAGCGCUGCUGAUGACGAUGAUGACGCAGAUGAUGAAUGCUAUUAUGAUGACGAGGAGGAGGAGGAGGGUGAUUCUCAGUAAAUGUAAAUAAGGAUUGAGAUUUAGUU
This is a messenger RNA of Sclerotinia trifoliorum, 1263 nucleotides long. The record is from the annotation of a GenBank genome assembly. NCBI's taxonomy places the organism in Eukaryota, Fungi, Ascomycota, Leotiomycetes, Helotiales, Sclerotiniaceae.